AUGCCGUUCGGAGAGUGCACCAUCACGCUUCAGGACGUCACUUAUCAGUUGGGGUUGCCAGUAGAUGGACGUUACGUCAGUGGUUGCCUGACAGACUUCCACGUAUACAUAGAGGGUGGCAGGCCAGCGUGGCAGUGGUUCCAUGAGUUGCUCAGUGUGUUACCUCCCGCGAACCAGAUACAGAAGUUCGCUGUGAACUGCACCUGGUUCCAGGAGACCUUUGGAGAGUGCCCCGAGGGGGCAGAUGAGGAGACGGUCAGGCGCUUUGCCCGUGCCUAUAUCAUGAUGUUGUUGGGCACCCAGCUGUUUGCCGACAAGUCCGGCAAUCGUAUUCACAUCAGAUGGUUACCAUUUGUGGCUCGGCUUGAGGAGAUGGGUGGCUAUAGCUGGGGGUCGGCGGCACUAGCAUGGUUGUAUAGGUGCAUGUGCCGAGUGGCCAAACGACAUGUCGUGAAGUUAGCUGGGCCGUUACAGUUACUUCAGUCUUGGAUCUUUUGGCGGUUUCCUGGUUUUAGGCCUGCUGGGUAUGAUGCGUUUAGCUGGCCCCUUUGUUCAAGGUGGUCAGGAUACAAUCCUGGGAUUAGCAAGAAGGGACCUCGGGUCCAGAUGGCUCAACUGAGGAUUGACUUGUUACAGGCUCGGGAUUUCAUAUGGAUGCCCUACAGCACACCCGACGUCCUCCAGGUUGUCCAUCCGGAGGUCUUGGAGCCUCGGCAUACGAUGCUAUGGCGGUGUGUGACGUCCCUGAUAUAUUUUGCGGUUGUUGAGUGGCAUCAGGUUGAUAGAGUGUUACCGCAGUUCGGCGGCAUAUAG
Molecule: messenger RNA, 813 nt
Organism: Arachis duranensis
Lineage: Eukaryota; Viridiplantae; Streptophyta; Magnoliopsida; Fabales; Fabaceae
Product: protein MAIN-LIKE 1-like
Exons: 3
Coding region: 1-813 (270 amino acids)
Biological process (GO): meristem maintenance; meristem development
Source: RefSeq, a predicted model, not a curated record